This is a messenger RNA of Penaeus indicus, 1113 nucleotides long. Its product is annotated as mucin-4-like. The coding region runs from base 1 to 1113 and encodes 370 amino acids. Lineage: Eukaryota; Metazoa; Arthropoda; Malacostraca; Decapoda; Penaeidae. The transcript has a single exon. The record is from RefSeq and is a predicted model, not a curated record.
AUGGUACCUUGCAGUGACGUAACACUUGUAACUGCCCCAGGGAAUGACGCAUCAUCUGUUGGUACACCUGGCAGUGUUAUAACACUUGUGACUGUGCCAUACACUGUUGUAACACUUGUAGCUGCACCAGGGAAUGAAAUAACACUUGUGCCUGUACCAAGCAGUGAUGUAACACCUGCGACUGGAACAGGCACCUGUGUUACAGCUGUGAUUGUGCUAGGCGGUGUUGGUACAUCAGUGGAUGUACCAGGCAGUGAUAUAACACUUACGACUGUACCUUGCAGAGACAUAACACUUGUAACUGCCCCAGGGAAUGACGCAACAUCUGUUGGUACACCUGGCAGUGUUAUAACACUUGUGACUGUACCAUACACUGUUGUAACACUUGUAGCUGCACCAGAGAAUGAAAUAACACCUGUGCCUGUGCCAGUCAGAGAUGUUACACUUGUGACUGUACUAGGCAGUGAUGUUAUACCGGUGAAUGUACCGGGCAGUGAUAUGACACUUACGAUGGUACCUUGCAGUGACAUAACACUUGUCACUGCAUCAGGGAAUGACACAACAUCUGUUGGUACACCUGGUAAUGUUAUAACACUUGUGACUGUACCAUACACUGUUGUAACACUUGUUGCUGCUCCAAGGAAUGUGAUUGUACCACCUGUGACUGUUCCAGGCACUGAUGUAACACUUGUGACUACACCAGGAAAUGAUGUAACACCUGGCAGUGAUAUAACACUAGUUACAGUGCCAUGUAAUGAUGUAACACUUGUAACUGCACCAGUUAAUGAUGUAACACCUGGCAGUGAUAUAACACUAGUGACGGUGCCAUGUAAUGAUGUAACGCUUGUGACUGCACCAGGAAAUGAUGUAACACCUGGCAGUGAUAUAACACUAGUGACAGUACUAUGCACUGAAAUAGCACUUGCAACUGUACCAUUUUGUAUUGUUGCACUUGUGACUGCUCCGGGGAAUGAUGUAAAAGCAGUAGCAGUACUUGGCAAUGAUAUUAUGCUUAUGAUUGUACCAGAAAGUGACAUUACACUUGUGACUGCACCUGGGAAUGAUGCAACACCUGUCGGUAUACCGGGCAGUGAUAUAACACUUGUGACUUGA